This is a messenger RNA of Paramormyrops kingsleyae, 1364 nucleotides long. RefSeq names its product latexin (gene lxn). Gene Ontology annotation, molecular function: metalloendopeptidase inhibitor activity. The record is from RefSeq and is a predicted model, not a curated record. Lineage: Eukaryota; Metazoa; Chordata; Actinopteri; Osteoglossiformes; Mormyridae.
CGGGGGCCCGUCAGUUGCGACAGCAUGUUCUGGUGUUUCUGUGCGGUGCUGGUGCUGGCCGCCCCGUCCCCAGCGCAGGGCAGCCCCACUGCAGCCUCCAGCGGCAAGCCGGCGCGCGGCACAGACAUGCUGGCCGCCGCUGGGAGACUCACCCAGUCCAUCCAGAAGGGGAGCCAGAUUUCGCUGACAAGCCCCUCAAGUGGAAUCCCAGAGGAGGCCGCCAUGCCAGUGAAAGACCUGAACCCGGCGCACUACCCCGCCCGGCGGGCGGCCAUCGUAGCCCAGCACUUCCUCAACACCCAGCAUAGCUCCCCCUGCAAGCUCUUCCUGCUGGAUGCGAUCAGCAGCGCCACACUGCAGGAGACAGAAGAAAAGGGCAACAAGUACAAGCUGGAGUUCUCUCUGAAGGACGCGGUCAGUAAUCAGUCGGUGGGGCCGUGCUCGGCAGAGGUGCAGUUCCCAAGCAGGGGGGAGGAGGGUGCCCCCCUGGUGCAGUACUCAUGCCAGGGCCUGUCCGCCGUCAACACCACUGACCAGGAGGAGUCUUUCUACCGGCGACUGAGGGACUCUGGCAGCUUGGUGACGGCGAACGACAUCCCAGACAGCUACGGGCACAUGGCGCCCGAGAUGAAGCCGCUGUGGAGGCUGGGGGCCGCGGCAGCCAGUUUCAUCAUGCUGAAGGAGUCCAAUGAAAGCACCCUGUACAACGUGGCCCAGGUGACCAACAUCAUGCAGCAGGAGUCUGAGGGGGACCAGCUGAAGUUCCGGUACCACAUCCUGCUUCACGACAUGGUCUCCCAGGAGAUAAUCCCUUGGGUGCUGCUUUUCACAUGGUCUCCAGCAGAGGGCGUGAGAGUUCUCAGUGCAGAAAAACAACCCAGAUGUCCCCACGGCACUGCCUCCAGCUAACACCGCCACAACCCCCUUACCCACCAACUGAGCUUCUGGCGUCGUCCCCAGAACCCCUGUUCCCCUACUCACACACUUUCCUGUGUCUAAACCUUCCUUAAUUAAGAACAAUUAAGUUGAUUAAAUCUGAGGCCCAAAGCACCCCCAUCUUUUCUGCAGAACUCCCUCUAGUGCUGAGCAUUACCACAAUUAUCAUCUGUCUAGCUUGGCACUGUGCAGCUCUGAGUCCAUACAGACGAUCAGUAAUGUAAUUAUGCUCAUAAUUAAGCAUCACACUGUUGGUACAGUAUUACUCCGGUGACACACUACAGCACGGUAAUGUCCUGCUGUUCGUCUCUUUUUAAUUUCCACUAAUCAUGUUAGCAAGUAGCAAUAUCCAACAGAAAAUAGAGCGACGGCCUGUAAAACGGCCACAUUCAAAGAUGCAACUGAAUUAAAUGCAUACAAGAAAACUA